Molecule: messenger RNA, 930 nt
Organism: Tuber melanosporum (Perigord truffle)
Lineage: Eukaryota; Fungi; Ascomycota; Pezizomycetes; Pezizales; Tuberaceae
Exons: 3
Coding region: 46-864 (272 amino acids)
Cellular component (GO): mitochondrion
Molecular function (GO): delta(3,5)-delta(2,4)-dienoyl-CoA isomerase activity
Source: RefSeq, a predicted model, not a curated record
CCCACCAUUGCUAGAACCUACGCACACGCGCACGAUACAGUCGGGAUGUCUCAAGCAUACAACCACUUCAACGUAACGUUUCCAGCGCCUUACGUAGCUCACGUAGAAAUAAACCGACCUGAGAAGCUCAAUGCAUUCUACCAAGAAAUGUGGCUGGAAUACGCCAAAGUGUUCAACACACUCUCGCACUCCCCGGACGUGCGUUCCAUAAUCCUCUCGGGCGCGGGGUCAACUUUUACUACAGGCCUGGACAUCCAAAAAACAAAUCUCGCCUUUCCCGGUAGCGACGGUGCGCGCAAAGCUUGGGGGAUUAGGCGCAGCGUGGUCGAACUCCAAGAAUGCGUUUCUGCGUCGGAGAAGUGUGAAAAACCCGUAAUUUGUGUCCUCCACGGCUUCUGCCUGGGCCUCGCUAUCGACAUAGCCUGCGCAACGGACAUCCGCAUCUCAAGCGCGGACGCCAAACUAGCCGUGAAAGAGGUGGAUAUAGGGCUAGCCGCGGACGUCGGCACACUGUCUCGCCUGCCAAAGGUCGUCGGGUCCCUCUCCUGGGUGAAAGACGUUGCCUUCUCUGCGCGCAUGUUCAACCCGCAGGAGGCGCUCCGCGUGGGCUUUGUCAGCGCCGUCGAGAGUGAUAAGGCUGCUGCUGUUAACAAAGCGAUCGAGAUGGCAAGCCUGAUUGCUGCUAAAAGCCCUGUUGCUGUGCAGGGGACCAAGGCGAUUGUGAACUGGAGUGUUGAUCGUACGGUUGCGGAUGGACUAGCCUACACGCAGGCAUGGAAUGCGGCCGCUUUGCAGACGGAGGAUGUCGGCGAGGCGGUUGGGGGUACGCUGGGGAAAAGGAAGACGAGGUUCGAGAAGUUGUAGAUUGGAAUACGUGUGUGUGCAUGGGGGGGGGGCUGGAUAGAGGUAAAGGUGUUGUCUGAAAAUGGG